CUCUUAUGAGACAAUACACAGAGCAUAAGGAGUUAGCUCGUCCAGGAAUCACAAGAUUUGCCACAAACUUCAUCACAUUGCAGUCCAUGCUUCGUUGUAAGAUGGCCUUGAGACGUAUGAUUGUUGGUGAGGAGUGGUCUUCCUCAUCCUAUGCUGCCACCCCAGCAGGGAAAGAUAUGGCAGACUGCAUUUUUGAUGAGCGAGGCUUUUGGAGCCCUUGUGAUGAGAUAGUGAAGUUUGUUAAGCCCUUGGUGGUUUUGUUGCGAGUUGCGGAUGGAGAAAAGCCCGCAAUGGGCUACAUAUAUGAGGGCAUGGAUAGGGCGAAAGAGGGCAUCAAAUCUAUCUAUGUAGGAGAUGAGAGCAAGUAUGGUCCCAUUUGGCAGAUCAUUGAUAAGAGAUGGCAUCAUCAGCUUCAUAGGCCCAUCCAUGCAGCAGCCUAUUAUUUGAAUCCGACAUUCCAUUUUAGCCCUACUUUCAGGGCUGAUGCGGAGGUCCUUGAUGGGCUAUACUCAGUCAUGGAGAAGAUGGCACCUGUUGGUUGUACUCAGACAGAUCUUAUGCGAGAGCUACAGUUGUUCUCAAAUGCACAAGGGGAGACCUUUUCUCGUCCUAUCGCCAAAGAAAGUAGGACAACUAUGAUGCCAGGUAAAAAUAAAUUGUAAGGCUUAAUUUUAGUUUUAUUGUAUAUUGUUAAAUGAGUUUA
Molecule: messenger RNA, 703 nt
Organism: Cryptomeria japonica (Japanese cedar)
Lineage: Eukaryota; Viridiplantae; Streptophyta; Pinopsida; Cupressales; Cupressaceae
Exons: 2
Coding region: 6-662 (218 amino acids)
Source: RefSeq, a predicted model, not a curated record